Molecule: messenger RNA, 942 nt
Organism: Cuscuta europaea
Lineage: Eukaryota; Viridiplantae; Streptophyta; Magnoliopsida; Solanales; Convolvulaceae
Source: the annotation of a GenBank genome assembly
CGGGAAGAAAUCCCCCCCGGUGAUCAUUGUUGAUGAAGGCCCUGCCCCCGGGCCAGAUGAGGACAUGCAGGUGGCGAAGGUGCCGUCGGGAGUUCAGGGGCCAUCUUCCGAGGUCCUCAUGGUUUCCCUCCCGGCUGGUACGGCCGUGAUGAAUGGUACCGCCGACCCGAGGGCGCUUCUGCGAGGCAUCACCCUCGAGAUUGACAGGGUUGCCCUCGGGGCUGAUGAAGACGAAGCCCUCGAGGACAGGAUCCUCCGGUCCUCCCUUACAACCUGCAUUGCCCUCGGGGAGCAAGCCCGGCGGCUAGAGGAGUGGCGCCUUCGCAAGGCCGAGCAGGAGGCCAAGAUGCAGGAGCUCAUCCGCCAGAAUGCAGACGCUGUGCGGCAGAUGGCCAUGCUGGAGGAGAGCCUUCGGCAAAUGACCCUGCGAGCGGAGGCCGCGGAUCGGGGUAGGGCAGAAGCCGAGAGGUCCGCAGCUGAGGCCUUGGAGAAGGCUGCCAAGGAAGCCGAGGCCGCGAAGGUUGAAGCCGUCGAGAGAGCCCGGGAGGACGCAAUCUCGGGGUUCUUGGCAGGGGGAUGGCGGUCCGAGGAGCACAAGCAAUGGCUGUCCUCGGUCGUCGAGUCCUCGGUCGACGAGUGGUGCGAUGGGCCUGGCGUGGAGUGGGUUUCCCGAAAGGGUAAACAAUACUACGAUGGGGGCGAGUUCUUCACUCAAGCCCUCAUCUAUCGGAGGAUGGCUCGCCACUUGAAGAUCGAGCCAAAGGACUUUGACCCGGCAGCAUACGGACUCCCCCCCUGCAGCCAGACAUCCGCGUUCCUCUUCCCCCCGAUGUCGAGAGGCCAGACCUAGAGGACUCUGAGCUCAUGAAGGAAGCCGAGGGCGACGAACCUGAGGCCGACGCAGAAGUGACCUCGAAGCCAUCGGGGGAGGCGGCCCCCGGG